Impatiens glandulifera is the source of this 606-nucleotide messenger RNA. Its product is annotated as keratin, type I cytoskeletal 10-like. The transcript is spliced from 2 exons. Bases 1 to 606 code for a protein of 201 amino acids. Lineage: Eukaryota; Viridiplantae; Streptophyta; Magnoliopsida; Ericales; Balsaminaceae. The record is from RefSeq and is a predicted model, not a curated record.
AUGGGAUCAAAUAUGGUAAAGAUUUUGAAGACCCAGAAAGAGGACAGAAAAGAAUUUGCUGAAUAUGUCAAAAUCCUUAAAGAGUUGGAUAAUACACUAAAGAAAAAUACGUAUGAGACUCAUGUCUCAAAUUUAAAUUUCUCUAAAUUUGAAAAGCAACUUUUCAGUCGUCAAUCGGAAAUGAUGAGUCUUGAAAGACAAAUCAAUCUUGAUAAUCAUCGUGAGGUCAUUGAAUCAAUGGAAUUAUUUAAUAGUCAGAUGAUUGAAAUUCAAGGUGAGCCUAAUAGAAGAGGUGACGGUGUAUCAACCAACACCAGAUCUAAGCGUGCGCCAACCAAUGAUGAAAAUCCAAGGCCAACCAAAAGAGGAAGAGGUAGAAGCGGUGGUGAUCUCGGAGGCCGAAGUAGUUGUGGUGGUCGUGGUGGACAAUCUGGUAGUGAUCGCGGAGGUCGUACUAGUGGCGGUAAUCGUGAUGGAAGAUCUAGUGGAAGCGGUCGGGGUGGACGUGCUCUUCCUCCGUUUCAAAACCUGCUAAUUGGUGAAGGGAUAUAUUAUGAAGGAACUCGUUUCCCGAUCGAUCCUCGAGUUAAAAGGGGAGAACAAUAA